CCCAUAAUUCCUCAACCAAAACCAAAAUUAAAAAAAAAAAUUCUAAAAAUAUCAUUUUCUUCUCCUUUUGCUUAAUCUUUGCACUUCUUGUGUUGGAUUAUUGGGUUUUGAUUAAUUUUUCCUUUUAAACAAAAAAAUGUCAGGCGUUUGGGUGUUCAACAAAGGUGUGUUUCGAUUGGUUGAGAAUCCUCAAGCAGAGGCAUCAGAUGGAAGGCAUGGGAAGAGGAAGAUGUUGGUUCACUUGCCGACGGGGGAAGUGGUAACUUCUUAUGCUUUUCUUGAGAGAAUAUUGACUGGAUUAGGUUGGGAGAGGUACUAUGACGGAGAUCCUGAUUUAUACCAAUUUCAUAAACACUCUUCUAUUGACCUAAUCUCGCUACCUAGAGAUUUCUCCAAAUUCAAUUCCAUCCAUAUGUAUGAUAUUGUCGUCAAAACCCCUAAUGUCUUCCAUGUUAGGGAUAAGUGAUGAGUUUGGAUAUGCUAUACUACUAGCUAAGUGGUUAAUUAGCUCUUCAACUCAUCUUCUUCCUUUUUGGGGUGUUUAAGAUUUAUUUUCUGAUGUUGGUGUGGUUUUCUAUACAUAUAUAUAGAGCUAGGGUUUUU
This is a messenger RNA of Trifolium pratense (red clover), 603 nucleotides long. Its product is annotated as flowering-promoting factor 1-like protein 2. Lineage: Eukaryota; Viridiplantae; Streptophyta; Magnoliopsida; Fabales; Fabaceae. The record is from RefSeq and is a predicted model, not a curated record. Bases 137 to 466 code for a protein of 109 amino acids. Gene Ontology annotation, biological process: vegetative to reproductive phase transition of meristem; regulation of flower development. The transcript has a single exon.